This is a messenger RNA of Phaedon cochleariae (mustard beetle), 420 nucleotides long. The record is from the annotation of a GenBank genome assembly. NCBI's taxonomy places the organism in Eukaryota, Metazoa, Arthropoda, Insecta, Coleoptera, Chrysomelidae.
ACGAAUUCAAUCCUCAUUCAAUCCCAUAAGUACCAUCAGCUUGUGUACUGUGUACUGAUAAGAGUGAUAAGUUGUUAAAUUUCUUGACAAAUUGUCAAUAUUCGAUCGAAAACGCUAAUAAUGCUGGUUGUAGAUCUUUUAACAGAUAUUUUGCUCUAUUUAGAUGUAAAAAGUCGACCAGUAGCAGUUCUCCGUGCUAAUCAUGUGAUUUUCUGUGAGGCAGAAGACUUCAACAAGAGGCACAUUUUUGCACUUUGUCUACAAACUCCGGCGAUGAAAUCUUCCCCACAUGAGGUAAAAUUGAAGUUGGGGUCCAGAGGAACUUCAGUAGAACAAUGGAUUUGUAUUUGUUCCUGCAAUGCAGGACAAUCUGGGUAUUGUGAACAUGUUGUAGCUGAUCUUCUAUAUGUCAAUUGGUGA